GCACCCGCGCGGGUCGCUGAGGCUGCGGCAGCGCAACGACCCGGGGCUGCUUCUGUCCGUCUGUCCGUCCGUCUGUCCGCCCACCCAGCCAUGGUUGCAUGGGCCCCCGCGCCACGGAUUCUGUUGCUGCUCCUGCUGCUACCGCCGCCUCCCGGUGCCCAUAGUGAGUUGUGUAUAACCUCCCAUGGACGCAACCUCUUCCCCGAGUCCUGUCCUGAUUUCUGCUGUGGUUCCUGUUAUAACCAAUAUUGCUGCUCUGAUGUGCUGAAGAAAUUUGUGUGGAACGAGGAAAGAUGUGCUGUGCCUGAGGCCAGCGUGCCCACCGACAUGAAGCCGCUGGAGCAGCUGGGCUCAGCGCUGAGGUUUCGCUCCAGUUUGGACAGUGACCCCAUGUCAGGGUUUGGAGCAACUGUGGCCAUCGGCCUGACCAUCUUUGUGCUCUCUAUUGUCACCAUCAUCAUCUGCUUCACCUGCUCCUGCUGCUGUUUGUACAAGAUGUGCCGCCGACCGCGUCCGGUUGUGACCACCACCACAGCCACUACUGUGGUGCACGCCCCUUACCCUCAGCCUCCAAGUGUGCCACCCAGCUACCCUGGACCGACCUACCAGGGCUACCAUCCCAUGCCUCCCCAGCCAGGGAUGCCAGCAGCACCCUACCCGACACAGUACCCACCACCCUACCUGGCCCAGCCCAUGGGCCCACCAGCCUACCACGAGACAUUGGCUGGAAGUGCAGCUGCGCCCUACCCUGCUAGCCAGCCUCCGUACAACCCAGCCUACAUGGAUCCCCCAAAGGCAGCCCCCUGAGCAUACCCUUGCCUCCCUAGCUGCCACUUGAUUAUGUCAUGUCUGUGUGAGUGUGUGUGUGUGGUAUGCAGGCACGGUUCUUUACUGUCCCAUGCGUGGUGUGUGUGUCCUAUCUGUACACAUGGUUUCCUCUGAUGCUGAUGAGCUGGGGAACAAUCCUUGCCAGAGUGGGCUGGGACCAAACUUUGUUCUCUUCCUUACUUGAAAUGAUGCUUCCUGAAAUCUCAAGCAAAAUUCAAAGAAUGGGGUGGAAGUUCUUUUUCAGCUCACCCCACGGCAACCAGGUGUAGCCUGUUUUUGUGGGCACGAUGCACAUAUGUCCUGGUUUCAGCAGAGUGGCCAGCUGUUGCUUGAAGCCAUGGCUUAUCCCAUGGUUUGGGGGGCCCUUCACAGAGCCAGAGCUGUGAUGCAGGCAACUGGGUGAAGCUGGGGAUUGCUUAAGUUGUCUUUCGGUCCUUUGGACAGACAUCUCAUUGCUGCCUGGAGCCUGUGCCAUGCCUGGUGGGGGUUGGGCAGCCUCCUGAUGUCAAAGCACCUCAGGUAGAGCACCACCCACCCCUGACAGCUGUCACCUGGACUGUCCCUGCAUCCUCCCACUUGGAGGGCCACAUCCACUCACGGUUCUGGCUGCCCAUGGGGAAGCUUUCCUGCCCUUGCUGGCCCCAGCCCCUGACACAGGUAGGCAGGGUGGCCUCUGUCCACCAACACACUCAGGUCUCCUUCCUGCAGUGUUUUUAUUUUACUUUUAGCCAAACAUUUUGCCUGUUUUCUGUUUUAAAAUGUGUGUGAUAGUUGACUUGAGGCUGAAACCCCUGGGUCCUGGAGGGAAAUUGGCCCACAGAGGAAAGAGACAGUCUGACCUCUGAUAGUCCCUGCUUCCCCUGACACCAUCCUCACAGAACGUCCAGCUCCUGUACUCCAGUCCACAGUUUGUCCUGGCAGCAGGGACACCUGGGCCAAGGGGCUGUCUGGACCCAAGGUGAAGGUGGGGCCUGGGUGUCAGCUCUGGCCCAGACAUGAAUACCUCGGUGUUCCUUGUCCUUCUGUUAAUGUUUCACCAGAUCUGUCUUAGCUCUGUAUCUAUUGUGUUUCUGAGAGAGUCUAGGGUCUGCACCCUUGUUUAUAAUAAAUGCAAACAUUUGGA
Messenger RNA from Cynocephalus volans (Philippine flying lemur), 1951 nucleotides. It is a transcript of the gene SHISA5, whose product is annotated as shisa family member 5. Gene Ontology annotation, cellular component: endoplasmic reticulum. Bases 91 to 807 code for a protein of 238 amino acids. The transcript is spliced from 6 exons. Lineage: Eukaryota; Metazoa; Chordata; Mammalia; Dermoptera; Cynocephalidae. The record is from RefSeq and is a predicted model, not a curated record. Gene Ontology annotation, biological process: positive regulation of canonical NF-kappaB signal transduction.